CAGCGCUCAGCCAACCAACACCUCACCCUGAAUUUUUUCUUGAACUCUUUUCUACCUUUCUCACCUCCAACCUCAGCUCACGAUACCUGCUCUUCUUCAGCUACACCUACCUUUACACACUUCUAACUUUUAAUUCCCAACCGUCAAAAUGGGUUCCGCUCCUGGUGACGCCAAGAAGGGUGCCAACCUCUUCAAAACCCGCUGCGCGCAGUGCCACACCGUUGAGGCGGCCGGCGGCAACAAGAUCGGCCCUGCGCUGCACGGCCUGUUCGGCCGCAAGACCGGCGCCGUCGACGGCUACGCCUACACCGACGCCAACAAGCAGAAGGGCAUCACCUGGAACGAGGAGACUCUCUUCGCCUACCUCGAGAACCCCAAGAAGUACAUCCCCGGCACCAAGAUGGCGUUCGGUGGCCUCAAGAAGGACAAGGACAGGAACGACCUGAUCACCUACCUCAAGGAGUCCACGGCAUAAAUCCCGGAAUAACCGAGGUUUCAACGUCGUUGUAAUAUUAUCCACACCAAUUCAUCACAAAAGAGCGAACCCUCACUUAGGGGUUGCCGGUUGCCGUUGCGAGGGAGACAGGGAGUUGGUCCGUUUUUGCCAUGGCCUUUUUUGCAUUAGACGGGGCGGCUCUUGUACAGCACUCACAACCAUUUAUUACUUCUACUUUUUGUACAACAUAGAGGGCGACGACGACACUACUACUAGACGAGAUGUCCUUGGGCGGCGCAGCCCGAUUGAUGAAAAUACGAUUCCCUACUCUGCAUGACG
Messenger RNA from Chaetomium fimeti, 775 nucleotides. Its product is annotated as cytochrome c-like domain-containing protein. The coding region runs from base 149 to 475 and encodes 108 amino acids. The record is from RefSeq and is a predicted model, not a curated record. Gene Ontology annotation, cellular component: mitochondrial intermembrane space. The transcript has 4 exons. Gene Ontology annotation, molecular function: electron transfer activity; heme binding. Gene Ontology annotation, biological process: mitochondrial electron transport, ubiquinol to cytochrome c; mitochondrial electron transport, cytochrome c to oxygen. Lineage: Eukaryota; Fungi; Ascomycota; Sordariomycetes; Sordariales; Chaetomiaceae.